Malania oleifera is the source of this 1334-nucleotide messenger RNA. RefSeq names its product protein trichome birefringence-like 31. Gene Ontology annotation, cellular component: Golgi apparatus. The record is from RefSeq and is a predicted model, not a curated record. Lineage: Eukaryota; Viridiplantae; Streptophyta; Magnoliopsida; Santalales; Ximeniaceae. The coding region runs from base 49 to 1314 and encodes 421 amino acids. The transcript has 5 exons. Gene Ontology annotation, molecular function: O-acetyltransferase activity.
GCUCAUUGACUAAAAACAUCCAACUUCAUCUUCACCUACUUGGCCUAAAUGAAGAAGCAAGCAUCGCUCGAUCGCCGGAUCCAAUCCCUCUUCCCGGUCGUGCUUGCCUCUUUUCUUAUCUUGGGGACUGCACGAUUCAUCUUUGAUAACUUGAAGAAGAACCAGAGCCAUGUUUUCAGGCAAUACCAAUUUCCAGAAGGCAGAAGGCACAGGGUGCCGAUUAAUGUAUCAGAGGAUGAAGGCAUUGAGGAAGGAUGCAAUGUUUUUGAAGGGAAGUGGGUGUGGGACAAUGUGUCUUAUCCUCUCUACACAGAAGAUAGUUGCCCCUUCCUGGUUAAGCAGGUGACUUGCCUGAGGAAUGGGAGGCCUGAUUCUCUCUACCAGAACUGGAGGUGGCAGCCCCAUGGAUGCAAUUUACCGAGGUUUGAUCCAUUGAAGCUAUUGGAGAUUUUGAGGGACAGAACACUCAUGUUUAUUGGAGACUCGAUACAAAGAGGCCAGUUUGAAUCAAUGGUCUGUUUGGUGCAAUCCAUAAUCCCUGAUGGAAAGAAAUCCCUUCACAGAAUUCCUCCAAUGAAGAUUUUUAAAGUAGAGGAUUUCAAUGUUACAAUUGUGUACUACUGGGCUCCCUUCAUUGUUGAGUCCAAUUCAGAUCAUGCAACAAAUCACACUGUACUAAAACGACUGGUCAACCUCGAUGCCAUAGCUAAGCAUGGCAAACAAUGGAAAGGAGUAGAUUUACUCGUAUUCGAGAGCUACGUGUGGUGGAUGUACAAGCCUGUAAUCAAUGCUACAUUCGGAUCUCCCUACAAUGUCCAGGAAUACAAUGUCACCACAGCAUACAGAUUAGCACUACAGACAUGGGCUAACUGGAUGGAGUCCAACAUCAAUCCCCAGACACAAAAGGUUUUCUUCAUGGGCAUGUCUCCAACGCAUCUAUGGAGCUGGGAGUGGAAGACCGGUAGCAAUGAAAACUGCUUCAAUGAGUCAAGUCCAAUCCAAGGUCCAUAUUGGGGGACUGGUUCCAAUCUUGACAUCAUGGAAAUAGUUAGAGAUGUCUUGCAAGGACUAAAAAUAGAUGUAACAUUACUGAACAUUACCCAAUUGUCGGAGUUUCGAAAAGAUGCUCAUACCUCGGUUUACACGGAGCGCAAGGGCAAGCUAUUGACAAAAGAACAGAAAUCCAAUCCUAAAACUUUUGCAGAUUGUAUUCACUGGUGUUUGCCAGGAGUUCCUGAUACAUGGAAUGAGAUCCUGUAUGCAUAUUUGUUACAGAACUAUAAGAAUUCUUUAUCAAUGGUAGAGCAAUCAUGAAGAGGCACACUGGCUAUGUU